AUGGCUCAAGUUCUCCGCAGACAUGUCUUCCCUACCCCUCGGAGUCCAUUCUCCCUCUCCAACCCUCGAUAUUUCUCCGUCAUAACCCCCCGACAAGCAUCUCCCGCCAAUCCUGCACAGCACCCCGAUCGUAGAAUGCGCAUGCAAGCUAUGGGUGGAACGCGAAUGGCAACCGACGUUGGCCUUCUACCUAAUACUUUCAUAGCAGCUAGCAGCCCCUCUCUGUUCAAACACCCCAAAGGACUUUUGAAAUUCCAAUGGAAGAGAUUCAAGACCCGAUUUUGGGAUACCGUCGCCACCGUUGCAUUUAAGUGGAUGUCUCCCAAAACCGGGCGUGUACGAAGAAAGGUGCAACUGAAGCGCGGUUCGAUAGUCCCCGCAGCCGAAGCUCUGUACAGGGAGAUGUACCAAAAUUUUGCUGCUGGUGACAUUGGACGCUUGCGCAGAAUGUGUGCCGAUGGACUUUUUGAGAGUUUUGCGCAGCGCAUAGCUUCGAGGCCUCGGGGGCAAAAGAUUACAUGGAACCUUGUGAAGAUGAACCGAAGACCUAAGAUCAUGUCGACCAAGGCUGUCAUGAUACCCGGAGGCGAUGGCAAUGUGAUACGACAAGCGGUGGUCCGAAUUUCUAGUAGACAAAAGAUGACAUUAAGGGAUAAUAGAGGAAAAGAGCUGCCGGGGAGCAGUGAGAAGGAUAUCGUAGAGUAUCUGGUUGUGCAGAAGAUUUAUAGAAAUUGGCAAGAUCCAGAAUGGCAGGUCUGGGGUACAACGAGGGGGACUACGUUGAAGGAUCUAGAUGAGUGGGAGAAGAUGGCCUAG
Messenger RNA from Botrytis fragariae, 816 nucleotides. RefSeq lists its product as uncharacterized. The transcript has 2 exons. The record is from RefSeq and is a predicted model, not a curated record. Gene Ontology annotation, cellular component: mitochondrial inner membrane; mitochondrion. Lineage: Eukaryota; Fungi; Ascomycota; Leotiomycetes; Helotiales; Sclerotiniaceae. Gene Ontology annotation, biological process: protein insertion into mitochondrial inner membrane from matrix. Bases 1 to 816 code for a protein of 271 amino acids.